AAACGAUAACAAAAUAAUGACAAGGCAUUGCCAAGGACAGCUAACGUGCUUUGUUCCUACUUUUAAAUAGCUGCUGUAACUACUACUAAAGUGCGACAAGUGUUCAUAAGACGGUCACCAGUUAAUAUGGUCACUUAUUAAUACAAAACAUCGGACGGUUUGUUUUAAAGGGAGGACCUCUGGGACCUGUAGUUUUAGUUCGACAUAAGUUCACUUUAAAUGAAUGUUGUAGUAGUAAUAAUCAUAAUAAUAAUGAUAAUAACAGCAGUAGCGGUUUACAAGCUUUUUCAUAACAAUUACAUUAAAUUAGCCGUUAAUUUUUAAAUAAAUGAAUUUAGCUAACAACUAAAUAGCUUUUGACAUGAUUUAGCUAGCUUGGCAAUUGUUUUAGCUAACGUUUAAUGGGUUGUUUGCAGUUAAUGCUAACCAGCUUAGUAUUAACUGAGCCGAUGCCAGGAUGUCAAAUCUAAGAUCCCAGGAAGGUGGAACAGAGGGAAAUCCUGGCUUUCCCUUAAGCAAGGCAGUAGAGGAUGUCAGCCACCACAGCUAUGCCCAGACAGAGGCUUUAAAAGAGAGGCAGAAGACACUCAGCGCCCUACAGGCAGUUCUUUCAGACGUUGAGAGGAAAGGUGAGGCCGCAGAGCAGGAGCUGAGAUCUAAGGAGAGGGAGAUCUUGCUGUUGGAGGGCGACAUGGAGCACCUGAUGAAGCAGAGGGAGGUCCUGCGUGAUCGCUGUGCACUCACCAUUAAGGAGAACAUGGAGCUGCAGAGUCAGAUAAGCGAGGAGGAGGAGCACGCAUGUGUGGCACUGGCAGGGUUCACCGCUUACCGAAACAAGAUGGAGGGCCACAGAGCAGCUGUUUUGCGUGCAGCACAUCUGUCAGAUGUUCAUAAGAAUCUGGAGGAGAAGAGAGCUCUGGUCAGCAGGCUGAAACAGGAGAGGGAAAAGCUGAAGCAGGAUUUGGAGAAUCCAUAUGGUAGCACAGUACAGAUGGCGAAGAAAGAAAUAGACACACUGAAGGAGAACAUCACCGGGACAAGGAAGCUUAUAGCUGAGAGGAGAGAGAGCUUACGCAAAGAGUUUGAAACUCAUACCCAGAUAAAGAAAGACAUAGAGAUCCAAAACAAACGCUAUGAAGCCAUAGUUAAGCGCCUUCACUGCCAGCUGACCAGAGCCCAGGCCGUGCACAGGCAAAUGUCUGAAGAUAUUUUCCAUAUGGAGGGACAUUUGGCUGAGCUUAAGAAACAGAGGGAGGCUUCACAGGACUGCAGUCAGUGAUUAAUAAACUGUAAUGUUUUGUAGUUUGGUCACGUGAUUUGUAACAUGUGUUGAGAUGAUAGUAUUAUUAUUACAUUAUUGUAUUAUGUUCUGUUUGGUAAAAGAAGGAAUUGUUGCUGUUACUACGCUUGGGCACCAGGGGGCAGUAGCAUGUUGAGGUUAAUAACUAACUUUAUCUGUAGAAACACAAAACCCCAUUGUCAUAUCAGCACAUAUUAACAUAACAGUUAUUAAACAACUUCCUCAAUACAUUUUCUCCCCCCGUUUAUAUUAAAACACUUGUUUGUUCCAGCACACUUUUGCAGCUGUCACGCAGCAAAACCAGAGGCACAUGAGCACAGUGCGAGAUGGGAUUUUAGGUCAACUGGUGACAUAGAUCGGUCCGUCCAGUCAGUGUCCACUGCAGGGACCUAUGCCCAACAAAAGCCAAGUGUUCGCCAUGUAACAGUCAGUGAGGGCCUUGUUUUGGUACUCGCUGUUCCAGCCUUCGCUUCACUGGGCUGCUUGAUUGUCCUUGAGGUGACAGUCCCACUGCCAGCUAACAAGGGCGUGACUGUGCUACCUCAGCCAUAGUGCAGAACUAAUUAAACAACAGAACCGCUUUUUAGAGGAGUUCACCUCUCUGCAAAGUUGGAAAAGUCGUCCAAGAAGACCAAGAAGAGGCAUGCGUUUCUAUAUCAGAACUCUGGGGAUGCCAGGGACUGGGUAGUAGAAUUUAUUGCACCUUUACAUUGUUCAAAUACAUAAAAUACAUCUUGCCUUUACGUUGUAGUUGCCAGUGUUUGUAAUCAUCCCUGGCCUUCUUCUUCUAAACUAGAGUAUAGUGACAUUCUUCUUUAAAUGCCUUUAGUGCUCUGUCCAGUUGACCUUAUUAGUCUGUUAUCUGCUAUCUGACAACGCUCAGCUUUAUUAUGUUGUGGCUGCUCAGCCCUGGGCCUCGUACACGCCACUAAUGUCAACACACACUCACACUCACAAUAUUACACAUGAGAACGUAGACAGUGAGUCACGGGUGAAUGAGAAACCCAAAACAUCGAUCCAUCCUCCGGCGUUCAGGUUGUACAGUACAAGCAUGUGCCUGUACACUCACGCCACAUUAUUUUUCACACCCAACUUAAUCUGUUAUGAACUUUAUUUUCACAACGAGCACACUAAAUAAAGCCCCAGGCUGCAUGGCAAAGUGGGAACCUGCAUUUGAAAAUAGACAGUUAGUUUGUAGCACAGUAAUGGAAGCUAUGCUUUGUUGAGUGCAGCGUGUUACUUACAUAACAAGGUGUUUCCACUGAGAAGCAGCAUCCUGCAGGGAGUUUAAGUAAACAGCAUCCAUAUUCAUAAUCGCCUGCUACAGUAAUUAAGCCUCCCUAAUUGGGAGAUGUAUUUAACACCAGCUUCCUACCCCACGCGGCUUUUAUUUAUUCGGCUUUGACACCUUUAUCUGCUUCACUGUGGCUUCAACUUUCUUUUUUAAAAUAUACUUGGCUGCUGAUACAGACAGAAGAAAAUAGGGAUUUACAAGCCAAGGAAAGGAAAACGAAUUAAUAUUUGUGCAGUGUUUUAGAAACAUACAAAAUGUUCUAUUUCAAGCUAUAAAUCUUCACCCUUAAGGGAACAAGACCUGUUUAAGAAACCGACCAGUGUGUGACAAUCUGUAAUUUCAUACCAAAGCCUCUGCUGCAUUGGGGUUUACUCUGUUACAGCUGUACAUACCUCCCAUUCAGACAACAUGCGUGUGUGAUAGGCAUGUUUAUAGCUGUUUGCGCCUCCUCUGGUUUUCUGCACCGUGUGUGUUACAUGGGAGCAGGAACAGCUGCCAGAGGCCGUUUGAGAAAUCUUUAUGUGCUGCAAAGUGUGUUAAAAAAAACAGCUAAUGCAUUGUGGGAUUGUUUAUUUUGCUAUGUGUGAAUUUUCUCAGAAUUGUCUCUCUUCUUACAAACUCAAAUAUUGUUAUUAUUUAUUAUUAUUUUGUAUUUACUAUUUAAUUUUUUCACUGGCUGCAUCAUUCCACCGUGUGUGUGUGUGUGGGUGUGUUCAGGUCUUCCUCACACAUUUAUUACCUAGCAUCUCAGUCAGCAGUUUUACUGAGAAACGUGACGUAAGAGAGGCUUACAGAUUGAUAUCAGUACAGUGAUUAAGUAACAAAGACAAAUAAUACUGCUUUGUGCCACAGCGAUUAAACAGAACAUACAGUCUAUGUUCUGUUUUAUCGCUGUGGAUUCUGUGUGAAACAAUUUUUUUUCAGUUUUUUUUAUGAAACUGUAAAAAACUGCAGGAUUUACUGGUUUCACCUCGUCAGAUGAGCAUCUGCUCUCCUGAUCAAGCAGCAUUAACUUGACUGUGGGAAAACUGCAAGGCACUGGGUCAGUAGACUGGUCACAGCUGUUUGAACAAACUAAUAGCUCCUUCAGCUCACUGGGCGGUUCUAUGAAUAGUUUAUAUGAUUAAAGUUCUUAAACAUACUUCCUCUACCACAAUUGAAAGAACAUCGUGUUCCCACUCACAAAUCCAGGUACCGAUCUAUUAUACAGGUUAUUAGGUCCUUACAUAAAUGAAGUAAUCAGUUCUCCAACAAAAUGUGCUUUUUUUUCUCUAUUUCAUGCAUAUUGUUUCAUUUAAUCCUUAUGUUUAUUUAUUUAAUUUUAACUGGAACGUACUGUCUGCAGGCAAACGGCUGAUCCCAGUUACCAGACAGUGAUCAGCGUUUUCCUCUGUUCAGAACAGAAAAUAGCCCAACACACCCUAAGUGACUAAUCCUCUCCUCUGUGUCAUAUGGAAAGUAGCGUGUUUAGAAGCACAAUAGAGAGAGGAGAGGAGGGAAUAUCCCUGGACAGACAAGCAAACGGAUUCUGCUUUCUCCUGCUGUUCCUGUUGAGCCGCCGGUUUGCCGGUUUAAGGACAAACCUGUUGCUGUAACUUCCAACCUCACGGCUCCAGUAGAGUACCAGUCGGGAGGUGACUCAUUUAUGACCAUGUAGUCUUCUGGGUGAGGCUCCAGGGUGUUUGUUGAAGGUUCCUUGGUUUCAGAGGUUGGGCCCUGCCCCUUUUCCUGCCACCCACAGAAACUAAGCCAAGGUGUGGCUGGGCAUCACCCUGAGGAAUGUUUGUGUGACUCUGCCUUUGGGUUGUCAGGGAACAGGAGCAACGGCGUGACGUGGCCUCAGCUCAAGGAAAUCCAUGUAGCGCAGACUAAAAAUAGAGAUAGAUACCUUUAACCCACAGGCAUGCCUGUAAUUGGGAUCCACCCUGUUGUGUACCUGAGCAACACAAAGAAAAAGUCCACAUUGUCUGUAUCCACAACAGUAACAUUUUACAGAUGAACACAUUUGAUGUGUUCCUAUGACACUGUGGUGGCCUCAGUAGUCCUGUAUGGAGUUGUGUGCUGGGGGGCAGUACAGGCAGAGACAGGACAUCAUGGAGAACCCUCCACCCCCUGCACCACUGUAGAGGCUCUGAGCAGCUCCUUCAGCACCACACUGUUACACCCACAGUGCAGGAAGGAGCGCUACUGCAGGUCAUUCCUCCCACAGACAUCAGACUGUACAACACAGCACUACAGUCACACACAACACACACAGUGUACUCAUUCAUUGUUGUUGUGUAAUUACAAUAUCAUUCAUAUCAUCACAAUAUCAAUGUGCAAUAUCUCUUAUUUUACACUAUGUGUACCUUAAGAUACCUCAUCUUUUUUCAUCCAUCCAUCUCUCACCCACUGCUGGGUGUAUGUACAAUGUUUCCUUUUAAUUUUAAAGUUAUUUAAUGCCUUGUUUUAUUUUUCUUACACAGUUAAUAUUGUUGUUAUUCUAAUUUUGUUCAAUAUUUCAUGCUGCUGCAAAGAAUUUCCCAAUUGUGGGAUUAAUAAAGUCUUAUCAUAUCACCCUGUUUUCUACAUGCGCAACACAAAGAAACAAUAACACUGCCUGUAUCCACAACAGUAACAUUUUACAUGUGUUAAUCUGUAUCUGUGAGACAAUUGCCUCCACGCACAGUAGAGACACAAAUUGAGACAUGCAGCAUAGUGAUGUAUUUAUACUAACCGCGCUGUAAGUGAGUCAUGAAUGUAUAUUACACAUACAUAAUAUAUUGAUAGUAUGUUGUGAUGUAGCUGCCAAAUGAGGAGGCGUGAGGAGACAGUGCUGCACUCCCCUCAGCUGCAGUCAGUCGUUUAUGUAAGUGCUGCUCAGCGGUUUGCCAUCUUGAUCUUGCACCACCGAACCUGGUGAUGGAGGAUGUAUUCACAUCUUCUACCCAAACAAAGGUAUUUUAUGCCUUUAUUAACUAGUAUCGCACUAAAAUCAUAUUUGUCAGCUCCCCAUUAUUGAUUAGUCCACAGAGAUUACUUAUCAUGCAUGACUUCUUUCUGCAGGGAUCUGUCAGCAGACAGGAGCCUGGUGUCUUAGCACAGGACGAUCCAGGGCACUGGAUGCUUUACAUGCCGCAUGCACACGGGCAGGACUGGGAAAGUGCAGCACAGCACAGAGCAGGAGGCUCAUUUGAUUCCACUGCAGCCAGAAAGUAGGGCAGCUGGAGGGAGCAGCAGGGAGUGGUGGGUCAUCAGCGACGUCAUCAUUACAAGUGUGUGUGUGUCCUACAAGAAACUGGGGAGGUUCUACCCGAUUCGCUUUGUCUGCCCUGUUUGCAGGCAGAAGUUAAUUAUAAAUGAAACCGAGAUGGAGGCUUCUUACUGUGCAUGUAGAAAUGGCAAAGCCUUGCCCUGCACAGCGUGUUCCCGUUUAGUCACCAGUGCACAGACGACAGCUGCACUUCUAUCACUCCUCAGUGUUUGAUUCACAGGACACUGAAUAUGAUCUUACAUAUUAAUAAAAUAUGCCUAGAUUACUGAAAACUUAAAUCUUCCCUGUUUCAAGUACAAGCUCGGGCAUCUGAGCUUGUCAGCAAAAUACAGAAUAUUAACCUUUUCAGAAAUAUGACCCCACCGUUUUAAACAUAAUGACAGAGAGAAGUUCACUGGCUUCAUAAUAGAUUUUAUGGUCUAAUAUAAACACUCCAUGCAAAUAAGCCCAACAGCCUUUUCCCAACUGCUUGCAGAGUGGUUGCAUGUUUACCACUUACUGUAAACCAGGUGUGUGGGGGCGUUUAGACGAAGGAUCUGCCUCCAUCCUGCUGGUGCUAUUUUCUAAAGGCAACAUGCUUGACCUCAGUGGCUGCAGGCCACACACAUUAAGAACACAAGCAUUAAAUCACACUGUAGACCAGCAUGUGAGACGUAACAUCAGGCUUUGCCUCAAGUCUCACUUGGCGCCAUUGUAUCGGACCUGAGGGGGACUGCCCAGCUGGAGCUUCACUGUAGGGCUUGGUGGAGAUGAUCACCCCCCCCCACACACACACACACACACCACUGGGGGCAUUGCCUGGGAGACAAACGCACUCUAGCAUCCCUCACAUAGACACAUUCCAGCCCAAACAGACAAACUGGGGGGUUUCGGUCCAGUAGUCACCUCCUCUUGUGCAGUGGCUCAGCCUCCCAGGCUUGACGAGGAGUGGGUGUGAAGGGCAGGAAUCUGGGGGAGUGUGUGUCUGUCCCUGUGGUGCACUUGAGGAAGGUUGUUGCUUGGAUACGUUACUUAUUUGUAGUAAAUUAAUUAUUAAUUAUUUUAGUGACCAGUUUUCUUUUUUCACCAGUAGAAAUCCAAUAUGUCCCUU
Messenger RNA from Betta splendens (Siamese fighting fish), 6937 nucleotides. RefSeq names its product coiled-coil domain-containing protein 122. The record is from RefSeq and is a predicted model, not a curated record. The transcript has 6 exons. The coding region runs from base 458 to 1279 and encodes 273 amino acids. NCBI's taxonomy places the organism in Eukaryota, Metazoa, Chordata, Actinopteri, Anabantiformes, Osphronemidae.